Brienomyrus brachyistius is the source of this 2252-nucleotide messenger RNA. RefSeq names its product transmembrane protein 88 (gene tmem88bl). Lineage: Eukaryota; Metazoa; Chordata; Actinopteri; Osteoglossiformes; Mormyridae. Gene Ontology annotation, cellular component: plasma membrane. The transcript has 3 exons. Bases 325 to 855 code for a protein of 176 amino acids. Gene Ontology annotation, molecular function: PDZ domain binding. The record is from RefSeq and is a predicted model, not a curated record.
UCAGAUCUCAUCUUGCCGACCCUCUACCCGUUUGCAACCAGCUCCACCCCAUGCUCCGUAGGCGCGCACACACGCGGGCAAGCGCGCGCACACACACACACACACACACACACACACACGCGGACGGACGCACGGGGCUGCGCAGCAGUCGCGGCUGCCUCCGAUCGGGCUUUUUACGCGUGCCGAUGCUCGUACGGUCCGUCCGCCGGCGCACAGCAGCUCAGCCCCGACUCACCGGGCAGCGCGGACGCCUCGGGGACUCGCUUUCUUUAAGCCGAACUCAGCAGUUUGCGGACAGAAGCGCACCGGGACCACAACGCCAGGAUGUGCGGCAUGGGUGUGGACUUGGAGGAGAGCAGCUCAGGAGAGGAGGAGAAGGACCAGGAGGAGUACGGGAUGGGGGAGGGUGUGAGGAUGCUGCUGCCCCCGCCCCCAGCACACAGCGAGGAGGGUGCCUGGGGUGCCCGCCGGAGACCCGCCGCUUGCCUGGCCUGGGGGGCGGGGCUGGUGCUGUGGAAUGUGGGCGUGGCCACGGCCUGCCUGCUGGUCCUGGUCGCCGUGUUCGCCCUGGUGCUGCUGCCCGUCGCGCUGCUGCUCUACGCCGGCUUCCUCUGCCACUCACGCGUCAUGAACUCUCAAGCCAGUCUCUGCCAGUACCUGGAAGACAACAGCUGCUCUGCUUUCAUAAUCCUGGGCUUUGUGAUGAUGUCACCACUGGUGGUAGUCGCCGCGGCGACCUUCUGUGGCCUGGCACGCAGGCUCCGCCUCUUCCUGCUCUUCCAGCCCAUUGCACGUGCUUGUUACCGUGGAGAGAGGUUCUGGGUCUGGGGUGGAGAUGUUAGGGCCUGGGUGUGAGAGCGCUUGUCUUGUGCCCUGGGGGGCAUAUUUCCCAAUCUGGGGGGGGGGGGGGGGGCUCUAAUGAUGGUUGCUGUGUAAUUUAUCCCAAUCACAGCUCCUCUACUGAUGUGAUCGUUGUUUGCAGGGACUGAAAAUGACUCAGUGAAUUCAUGAUACUCAUUGAUCUAGUAUAGGAUUUCGAUACGAGCCAUUAAUUAUGAGGGAAGGUUUCUCACAGGAAUUGGGGAUAAAAUGAGUGUAAGUCUUUGGGAGUUAGCCACCUACUUUUGGCCAGUAAAAAUAAUGCAUAAUCACUCGAAGAAAAAAAAACAUUAAGAUGUGUUUUACUGCAUAGUCAGGAACAAUACUAGGUUAGAAAAGAACGGAACAUUCGCUCAGAGUGGCACGGAACAAUGUUGGAUCCAAGCUUCUCAUCAGUUCCUUGUAAGUUUUAUUCCCUCAAACUAGCUGAAGUAAGUAGCUUAGAUCUUACUUAGUUCAGCUGUUAUUCGGCGAAUAGAAUCAGCUCAAUAUUUUUGGGUUCUCAUGUACACUACCAGUCAAAAGUAUUUACACACCACUGGAUUUUACAACUUUUCCAUUUCUUUAAUAAAAAACAGAUUUUUUUAUCCUUCUUAAGCAUUGGGAAGUUCAAUGAACAACUAUAAAUGAAAAAAUAAGUCAAAUAAAAUAAGUUUCCUUUAUAACACGUAAAGGGUAAGUAACAGUGCAUGUCUGGCAUCCUAUUAACUGGUUGUAUUUGACAGAGUCAAAUUCUAGGCUGUCCUUUAACUUUAAAUGCCCUCGUUAAUCGUAUGAUGCCAUGAAACACAGCGGUAUUUAAUGCCUCUUUUGAACGCCUCAAAUCUUCUCUGCUGUUAUAACUGCUAGAGGAGGUUACUUUGAUGAAUCAAAGAUAUGGCAUUUUCUUGCUAAUAAAAGUACUCAAAUGAUGAACAUAUUGUACAUUUAUUUGUUAAAGAAAAUUGAGUGUAUUUUUCGUAAAUGCUAAGUGUGUAACAUGCAAAUGUAGAAAAUCUCAGUGAAAAAAUCGUUUGACUGGUAGUGUAGCUAAGCCUGCAGCCAAUGGGCCUGAUUUAUGUGAGAUGUGGCCGUUAGUCUCUGUCGCCAGGCAGUUUAAUUGUGCUUCAGAACCACGUUCUGCAUUGUAGCUGUAUUUUCCGAAAGUCACAUCUGAUCACGGACGCUUUUCCCCGUGAUGCUGAUGUUACACACUCAUCACAGCGCCUCUGCUGCUCGAGAGGUGGAAGAUCGCAGGGGGAUUUAAGUAACUAAAAAUGUUUCGUUUUGCUAUUCUCUGCUGUACCGAUGAUAGAUGUGACGUUCCCUGUUUACUUUUUACAUCUCACAGUCUGCUGGUGUACCUGUAUAUCUGUCACUGUGGAUAUAAAUAA